This is a messenger RNA of Prosopis cineraria, 1396 nucleotides long. Its product is annotated as chromatin structure-remodeling complex protein BSH. Gene Ontology annotation, cellular component: nuclear chromosome; nucleus. Gene Ontology annotation, molecular function: transcription coregulator activity. The coding region runs from base 245 to 967 and encodes 240 amino acids. NCBI's taxonomy places the organism in Eukaryota, Viridiplantae, Streptophyta, Magnoliopsida, Fabales, Fabaceae. Gene Ontology annotation, biological process: chromatin remodeling; regulation of transcription by RNA polymerase II. The record is from RefSeq and is a predicted model, not a curated record. The transcript has 10 exons.
AGUUUCUUGCUCUGUAGGUUGACCCUCCUCGCCAGAAACUCGGUGCGGGAUUCUCCGUUAAUUCCCUAUUUCGCUUCCCGCCUGGACGAAAUUGGAUGAUUUUUUGGCUGAAGCUGAAAGAUUUUUUCACAAAUUUGAGGGCAUCUCCAGCUGAUUAUACCGAACCCAGAGGGAAUCAAGAUUUCGAUAGAAAUAAUAACAAUAGUAAUUAGCUGACCGCUGAAGUAGUGAAGGGGAAGCCCUGAUGAAGACCCCUCCUUCUGCUUUCUACAAGAUCCCCGUCAAGUUCAGAAUCCCAACUGCUGAUAAUUUGGUACCUAUUCGACUGGAUAUUGAAAUUGAUGGCCAGAGAUAUAAGGAUGCUUUUACUUGGAACCCUUCUGAUCCCGAUUCAGAGGUGGUGAUCUUUGCAAAAAGGACGGUUAAAGACUUAAAGUUGCCUCCGGCUUUUGUCACACAGAUUGCUCAAUCAAUUCAAUCACAGCUGGCAGAAUUCCGAUCGUAUGAAGGACAAGAUAUGUAUGCUGGAGAAAAGAUUGUCCCUAUCAAGCUUGAUCUUCGUGUAAAUCAUACUCUCAUAAAGGACCAGUUUCUAUGGGACUUGAACAACUUUGAGAGUGAUCCUGAAGAGUUUGCUAGAACCUUUUGCAAAGAUAUGGGUAUUGAAGAUCCUGAGGUUGGGCCUGCUAUUGCCUUUGCAAUCAGAGAGCAACUUUAUGAGAUUGCAAUUCAAAGUGUAGUCUCAGCAAGAGAAAGCAGGAUGAACAAGAAGGGUCGUCGGGGGUUUGAAUAUACUCCAGUCAGUAAAGGAGGUACUACAGCAGUGGACUUGGUUAAGUUAUUUGGUCAGAAAUCUAGUGUUAUUCGGAAAAGAAAGGAGUGGGACGUAUAUGAACCCAUUGUGGACCUUCUGUCUAAUGAGGAAGUCGAUGCCCUGGAAGCAAAGGAAGAGAGAAAUUUCAGGUGAGUUGGUACAGGGUUGGUCAUUCCUUGUUGUCACAAGAAUAGAUCAAGAUGCACCAUUAAAAGCAAUGUAUAUGGCCUGUGCAGGCUAAGAUCCUUCUCCUCCCAUUUCCCCCCUCCUAUCCGGAGGAAAGAACUCUUUAGGUCCGUUUCCCACACAUGUAUUAAUACAAAAUAUAUUGUUGCCCGUCAUACUUAGGUGAUUUCUAGAAUUAUUAGGAGGCCCCUGCCAUCUCUCUCUCUCUAUCUAUCCAUAUAUUCUUGCGAACUCGAGCAGCUGCUGGAUAGUAACUUGAGGUUCGUUGUAACUUGUAACCCCAGCUUGUGAAGGAGGGGCAUAAAAUAUGGACAUGUUUGGUAAGUACUCGAGUUUUUUCAGAAAUCUUCGUCUACGUUUGAUGGAAACCGUUUCUGAACGAGACUUCAUAUCUAA